AUGAAGUUCUUCACUACCGCUCUUCUCUCCGCUGCCGCGGUCUCUGGCUACUCCGUCUACGAGGUCAAGGACUUCACCGCCAGCUGCGUCCCUCACAGCACCUUCUGCAACUAUGAGUUCAAGGUGAUCCAGUCUGGAAGCAUGGAGACCUGGAAGACCCCCGUCCACUGCUCCGCCCACGUCCAGUCCGCCAACUAUCUCCUCCCUGACGUCAAGGACGCCAAGUGUGAGGACUCUUCUCGCACCUUCUCCGUCAAGCGCAGCAAGAAGGGCUUGACCUUCUCUGUCUCUCAGCCUGUCAGCCCCAUCAGCAACACUGUUGGAAAGCACUUCAUUCCCAACAAGCAGCUCUGGCAGUCUAAGGAGCCCAACGCUGAGAUCCAAGCCUACAAGGGCCCUAAGGACUUCGAGCUCAACUCUACCGACUAA
Molecule: messenger RNA, 429 nt
Organism: Fusarium musae
Lineage: Eukaryota; Fungi; Ascomycota; Sordariomycetes; Hypocreales; Nectriaceae
Exons: 2
Coding region: 1-429 (142 amino acids)
Source: RefSeq, a predicted model, not a curated record